AUGCCUGGCGAGGCACCGCCUAUUGCAGUGGACAAUGCGUCUUAUUCCAUGGAGCUUGCCUUGGGGCCGGAAGACUUUCAAUCAGAAACUACCUCGAUCGCAUCGGCAAUCGCGAGAGGACGACUGGAAAAUGGCCGGAGGUACCAGGCAACGAAAGAGGACGACUAUUGGGGUCCUUCUGACGAAAAGCAAUUCGAAGCAUUUGAGAUAAGUCAUAUAUUGUUCCUUGUAUUGGACCAAGAUCAGGAAAACCCUCUUUUUCGUUCUCCCAUUGGAGACUCGCCUAAGCAUAUUCUAGAUAUCGGCACUGGCCAAGGAAGUUGGGCGAUCGACGUUGCAGAUAGCUACCGUCCGCGGAGUGGACCUCUUCCCCCACCUGUGACCUGGAUGCCACCCAACUGCGUCUUUGAAGUGGAUGAUGUGCUUCGCGAAUGGACGUGGCGACAGCCGUUUGACUUAAUCCACCUGCGCAUGAUGUAUGGUGCGUUUGACAAUGAUGGAUGGAACCAAGUAUACAAGCGGGCCUACAAUGCCCUCCAACCUGGCGGAUGGAUAGAGCAAGUCGAGUUGGACGUGCGACUCUACAGCGAUGACGGCACUUUGGCACAGGAUAGCUUUCUAGCGGGGUGGGGCGAGACGUUCAUUGGGUGUUCUGAGCGAGCCGGACGUUCACUGCUGACGCAGGAGACGAUGCUCAGUGAAAUUGAAAAAGUGGGGUUUGUGGAUAUACAUGAGAAGCUAAUCAAGAUCCCACUGGGUCCGUGGGCUAGAGACCGAACGCUUAAAGAGGCCGGACAGCUCCAGUUGGCGCACUGGAACACCGCUCUGGAGGGGUGGGCCAUGUGGCUUCUGACCAAGUUUGGGGAGCCAACCCCCUGGACGACGGAAGAGGUCCAGGUUUACCUGGCUAAGAUACGUUUGGAGCUCAAGGAUCCCCACAGGCACGCUUACGGAUUCUGUCGUCGUGUGUGGGCUAUGAAGCCCCUCAAACAGGAAGUUGAAGAUAGAGGAGAAGAAGCACAGGUCAAAGCAGAAGAAGGAGAAGAACAAGAAGCGCACUUCAAAACAGAGAAAUCAAAGUCCCCGGGUUUCCCGGGCCGAUCGUCCGUGCCGGCAGAACCGGCAGGGCGGUCGACCGCAAACUACUUCCAUCCUCCUCCAUAG
Messenger RNA from Penicillium macrosclerotiorum, 1164 nucleotides. RefSeq lists its product as uncharacterized. Bases 1 to 1164 code for a protein of 387 amino acids. NCBI's taxonomy places the organism in Eukaryota, Fungi, Ascomycota, Eurotiomycetes, Eurotiales, Aspergillaceae. The record is from RefSeq and is a predicted model, not a curated record. The transcript has 11 exons.